CAAAUUUUUAGUGUAACACGGUAUCAAAACAAAUUACACGAGGAAUAACAUUAUUCAACGUCGUAGUAAAAAUGGCUUUUGGGCGUAGCGCCAGAAAGCGUAAAGACAAUGGUGGCUCACGCUCCACUACUACAAAGGCGAGUCAGGUGAUGCCUCAUGAUGAAUAUAUCGACCGUAUAAGGAAAUCGCUAUACUUCGGUGACGAUACACUUGUCGAGGAAAUGGAAAUGUCCCGUCCGCUCGCCGAAUAUGCUUCAGAAUUAUUUUCCGCACCUCAUAAGGGGCACUCGCUAAAGCGUUUGAGUAAUGUGGCUGCUGGCAGUGUACACGCUUCUCCAUGUUCACUCAUAAUGGCUUUGAUAUAUUUGGAUCGUCUGAAUGUUACUGAUCCUAUGUAUGUACUGCGUAUAACACCACAGGAGCUUUUUAUUGUAUCGAUGAUGAUAUCCACAAAAUUUUAUGCUGGUCAUGAUGAGGAAAUCUAUAUGAGUGAUUGGGCUGAAGAUGGGCACAUGACUGAGAAAAGACUGAAGCAAUUAGAAUUGGAAUUUCUGUGUGCUAUAGAAUGGAAUAUUUACAUAUCGAAUGAGGAAUUUUUCAAUAAAUUGACAAGCAUUGAGAAGCAUCUAGCACGGCGUGAAGGCUUACAACGUGGUUGGCUUACCUACACUGAGCUGCGACAAAUGCUACCAUCAUUUACACUGGUGAAAUUCAUACUAAAUAAUAUUGCUGUAAUGGCUAUUAGUUAUGCGGCAAGUGUUAUAACCAUAGCGGGUGCCUUCUUUGUGGCUAGCCAAAUUCCUGGCACUUCACUAUAUCGUAAGCCUGUGUCUACGGUAGUGAGUGAUAAUGUUAUAGUACAACAACCACCACCACCACCCAUUGUUGAUUAUGCUACUACACAAUUGAAUGCUCAACAACGUCUAAGACGCACUAAUAAAACGGAAAUUACAACAACGUCAAUAGAUUUACAAGCAGCAGAUUUAACUAGUGAAGAAAUAUUCAACGCUACAUGCGCAGCACUGAAUGUGGAAGAGGAACUUUUGAAGUUGGAGUGUCAAUAUAGAAUGGAAGCACAACGUGAGGCUGUACGCCAACGCCAACAUGAAAUCGAGAGCGCUACACGACUGACAUUGCCCGAUGCAACGCAACACAUUGUGAGUGGCAACAAGAAAUCGAAGAAUGCCUGGUACACGACACAUUUUGGCAAUUGGUUCGCACAUAAAGAAGAAUAUGCGGAUGGUAGAUUUGGUAUUUGGUUACAAUCCCUAGAAGAAUUACGUGCACCGCUACAAACCGACUACAACCCUGCUACACACGAACGGAAUUUAUAUGAGAAUGACUUUGCCGAUGGAAAAGCCUGGAAUGACGGCAACUAUACGUCUGUGCUCUGGCAACUACUCAGUGGUACCGCACAAAAGUCCUUUGUGCGCUUGCCAUUCGCUUGGUUUAAAUUUAUUUAGCUUAUGCUGUUAUACCUUGCAAAUACGGAAUUUAAAAUGUGCGAGGCCGCAUCAGCGAGAGUAUAUAUGCACAUAUACUAUAUUUUUCCGUUUCUUUUAAAAUAGUUACAUUUCUGAUAGAUAGAAAAGCGAAAUUUUUAUAUAUAUAAUAUUACAGAAAUCGAUUUUUGAAUUAAUUUGGUUUUUAAUUAUCAUUUUAUUAUUAUUAACAUAAUGUAUAAAACUUUUCAAUAAUGAAUUCACUUUUCCGUAGCUAAAAGAAAUAUAAAUGUAUAUUUAUAACGACGAUCGUUUGUUAUGUUGAACAUACAAACGCUUUGUCAUAACUAAUCACUUUAACAAUAUAUAAAAUAUUCAUCCUUUGACCGUUUUAUUACAACUUAAUAAAUUGAGUUCAGCAAGAAAUAGCUUGGCUUUACACAUUGAAAGCCUAUUGAACUAAACCGAAAUAAAAAUUAAUUGAAAAAAAUCGAAAAUGAAAAAAUAUUACUAAGGAUUUCUUAGCUGAAGAUUUAUACUAAUAAACACAAUGUGAGACAUAAAAAUGUUCAUAUUUUUCUGCAUAUAAGAUUGCACAAAGCUAAAUAUCUACUAUAAUAUAUUAAAUUUUAUGCUAAAGUAGCGUGAAUUGCUUAGCAAUCAACGAUUCAAAUGUUAUUACAAGUCAUGCAUAUAUUUUAAUAAAACAGCAGAAACACGA
Zeugodacus cucurbitae (melon fly) is the source of this 2163-nucleotide messenger RNA. RefSeq names its product protein CNPPD1. The record is from RefSeq and is a predicted model, not a curated record. The transcript has 4 exons. Gene Ontology annotation, cellular component: nucleus; cyclin-dependent protein kinase holoenzyme complex. Gene Ontology annotation, biological process: regulation of cyclin-dependent protein serine/threonine kinase activity. The coding region runs from base 72 to 1463 and encodes 463 amino acids. Gene Ontology annotation, molecular function: protein kinase binding; cyclin-dependent protein serine/threonine kinase regulator activity. NCBI's taxonomy places the organism in Eukaryota, Metazoa, Arthropoda, Insecta, Diptera, Tephritidae.